UAUUCAUUUUUGCAUUGUACAGGUCUUAGUGGGGCCGGGAAAUCCACCAUUGCGUUUGCCUUGGAAAGUGCGCUCGUCUCUAGAGGCAUUUCCGCCUAUGUCUUGGACGGGGACAACAUUCGAACGGGGUUGAACAAAGAUCUCGGAUUCAGUUCUGCCGACAGGGAAGAGAAUAUCAGACGUAUCGGUGAGGUGGCAAAGCUGUUCGCGGAUGCCAAUAAUGUGUGCAUCACCAGUUUCAUUAGCCCAUAUGCCAAGGAUCGGGAUGCAAACAGGCAGCUGCACGAAGAAGCUGGAUUGCCGUUCUUCGAGGUCUUUGUUUCGGCUCCCCUUGAAGUGUGCGAACAGCGUGAUGUUAAAGGUCUCUAUAAACGUGCUCGAGCCGGUGAAAUCAAAGACUUCACCGGUCUUUCCUCAGCCUAUGAGGUCCCAGUGAAGCCCGAUUUGGUUUUACCAACGGACAAAUAUUCCGUCCAGGAAUCUGUUCAUCAUUGCAUCCAAAUGCUGGCUAAAUCAAAUAUCAUUCCAAACAUCCACGAGGUUAAUCCCUUUGGUGGUCCAAUGCCACGGGAGUUGUUUAUUCACGAUCCUGCACGCAGGGAGGUCAUUCUGAAGGAGGCCGAAACACUUCCGCAACUAGCCCUAACGCGUUUGGAUACAGAGUGGCUCCAGACGUUGGCCGAAGGUUGGGCCACUCCGUUGGGCGGUUUUAUGCGAGAGACGGAAUACUUACAGGUGCUCUACUUUGGUCGACUCAUCACGGAAGAUGCCGUUGUACCUAACUUCACGGUACCCAUUGUUUUGGCUAUCACGGCAGAACAGAAAGCACAUGUUGAGGAUUCACAGGCGGUCGCUCUCACCUACGAUGGAAAAAUCUUGGCUGUGCUUCGAUCACCCGAAUUCUUUCCUCAUCGCAAAGAGGAACGGUGUUGUCGCACAUUUGGCACAUGUCAUCCGGGACACCCGAGCAUCAAAGCUAUCUUGGACUCGGGUGAUUGGCUUGUCGGUGGUGAUUUAGAAGUUUUGGAGCGCAUUCGUUGGAAUGAUGGCCUGGACAAAUAUCGAUUAACGCCUUUGGAACUGCACAGAGCCCUUAAGGAUAUGAAUGCCGACUGUGUUUUCGUGUUUCAAUUGCGCAAUCCCGUGCACAAUGGGCACGCUUUGCUCAUGACAGAGACACGUCGACAGCUAUUGGAAGAGCACGGAUUUUGUAAUCCAGUCCUACUGUUGCAUCCACUUGGCGGUUGGACCAAACCGGACGAUGUACCACUGGACGUUCGAAUGGCUCAGCAUGCGGCCUGCCUUGAAGAGGGUGUUCUAGAUCCGAAAACUACGCUGGUAGCCAUAUUCCCGUCGCCAAUGCUCUACGCUGGACCGCGGGAAGUGCAGUGGCAUGCACGUACACGGCUGAUUGCGGGCGCACAAUUCUACAUCGUCGGUCGUGAUCCGGCCGGUCUUCCACAUCCGGAUGGUUCAGGCGUUGAUCUGUACGAUCCGACACACGGAGCUCGAGUUCUUGCGAUGGCUCCGGGGUUGCCUAAUCUGCAAAUUCUCCCAUUCCGUGUGGCAGCUUACGACCAGAAAGCCGGGAAAAUGGCAUUCUUUGAUCCGAAACGUGCGGCCGAUUUUUUAUUCAUCUCCGGCACUAAAAUGCGUGGCUUAGCACGCGCGGGCAACGAACCGCCAGACGGUUUCAUGGCUCCCAAAGCUUGGCAUAUUCUGGCCGAAUACUAUCAACGGCUGGCGAAAGGAGACGCACAAACCAACGGGAAAAAUUGA
Messenger RNA from Echinostoma caproni, 1779 nucleotides. The record is from the annotation of a GenBank genome assembly. NCBI's taxonomy places the organism in Eukaryota, Metazoa, Platyhelminthes, Trematoda, Plagiorchiida, Echinostomatidae.